UUCUCUCUCUCUCGGUUAAUUUUCAUGUCCCGUCUUUUCCUUUUUCAUUACAAAUUCGCAAACCGAAUACAACUUUAAGCAAAAAGGUGCCUGCUAGGCUGCUACUAUGAAAUGUAUGUAUUGAUCAAAAUUCAGAAGAAACCAAUUUCAUUUCAUACAAACCAUUGUACUGACACUCUAUUGAAACCCUAGACGUAUGACGGAACCGAUAUCAAUCGAAGAAGACGACCAGCAAGUAUCGGAACUUCAACAGUGCGGUGCGGCGGCGACGAUAUGCAAAAAUCGCAAGGAGAAACGGAAGUUGACGAAGAAGGAGAAGCGGAAGCAGAAAAGGAAGGAACUCGCCGAGAAGGCGCGCCAGGAAGAGGAGGCUAAGCUGAAUGAUCCGAAGGAGCUUCGCAGGAUUCAGCUGGAGGAGGAGAAAGAGAAGGAGAGAUUAGAGAGAGAAAGGAGAGAGUUUGAGGAGAGAGAAAGAAUCUUCCUCGAAGAACUGGCUCGAAAGAAAGCUCAAGAGGAAGAAGAAGGAGAGCGAAGGAGAGCGAAAGAUGAGGAAGAAAAGGCGAAACAAAGCCAGGUUGCUCUUGAGAAUGAAUCAGAUGGAGAUGACGAGUGGGAAUAUGUAGAAGAUGGGCCUCCCGAAAUUAUAUGGCAAGGAAAUGAGAUAAUUGUGAAGAGGAAUAAAGUGAAAGUAAAAAAGAAGGAUCCCAAUCAUGUGAUUGUUAAAGAG
Molecule: messenger RNA, 727 nt
Organism: Nicotiana tabacum (common tobacco)
Lineage: Eukaryota; Viridiplantae; Streptophyta; Magnoliopsida; Solanales; Solanaceae
Source: RefSeq, a predicted model, not a curated record